Molecule: messenger RNA, 9272 nt
Organism: Haliotis rufescens (red abalone)
Lineage: Eukaryota; Metazoa; Mollusca; Gastropoda; Lepetellida; Haliotidae
Product: serine palmitoyltransferase 2-like
Exons: 13
Coding region: 73-1668 (531 amino acids)
Biological process (GO): sphingosine biosynthetic process; ceramide biosynthetic process
Cellular component (GO): serine palmitoyltransferase complex
Molecular function (GO): serine C-palmitoyltransferase activity; pyridoxal phosphate binding
Source: RefSeq, a predicted model, not a curated record
GGUAACGUUUAUGACAAGGCCAUCAGAUGGUUGAGCGGCAGGGAGGGGCAGCAUCACAAUAUUUUCACCAUCAUGGGGGGAAACGGGUUGAUUAAGCAGAAGAAUGGUCAUGUUAACGGAUUAAACGGGAAACUAAAUGGGAAACAUGCGAAGGAAGGAAGCUGGAAAGAUGAUUUUUACGAGUCUUUUGAAGAGACGCCACUUUUGGUGGCCAUUAUCACCUAUCUGGCUUAUGGCAUCCUGGUGGUGAUUGGUCACAUCAAGGAAUAUUACCGAGUGUACAUAAAAUGGGAGAAGAGAGCAGGCAAUGAACCUGGACUUGAGGACUUUGUUCCGCUGUAUGCUAGUUGGGAGAGUUUUUAUACAAAGAAUGUAUUCCGCCGUAUCAAGGAUUGCUGGACGCGACCAAUAUCCAGCUGUGCAGGGGCCAACUUCGAAGUAUUGGAAUUGGUCACACAUGACUAUGGCUGGAAUUUUAAACUUACUGGCAGGAAAUUCCAUGCAAUGAACUUUGGGUCAUACAAUUACCUGGGUUUUGCGGAGAACAAGGGGCCCUGCGCUGAUGCCUGUGAAGUCACAACCUUGGAAGAAGGGGUGGGCGUGUGUGCCAGUAGACAGGAACUGGGUUAUUUGGAAAUUCACAAGGAACUGGAUGAGUUGAUGGCUGAAUUCCUGGGAGUCGAGGCGUCUGUCACCUUCCCAAUGGGCUUCGCCACCAACUCCAUGAAUAUGCCCUGUCUAGUGAAAAAGGGGUGCCUCAUCCUGAGUGAUGAGCUGAACCACGCCUCCCUGGUGCUGGGCUCGCGCCUCAGUGGUGCCACAAUCCGGGUGUACAAGCACAACAACAUGAAAGAUUUGGAAAAGAAAUUGUGUGAAGCUGUGGUCCAUGGGCAGCCUCGUACUCACCGACCCUGGAAGAAAAUACUCAUUGUUGUAGAGGGGGUGUACAGCAUGGAAGGAUCCGUGGUUCGUCUUCCUGAAAUUAUCGCCCUAAAGAAGAAGUACAAGGCAUACAUAUACCUGGAUGAGGCCCACAGUAUCGGAGCCAUGGGGCCCCACGGCCGCGGUGUCGUGGACUACUUCAAUGUUGACCCACGAGACGUGGAUGUGUUGAUGGGUACAUUCACCAAGAGCUUUGGUUCAGCUGGAGGAUACAUUGGAGGAACGAAGCGCCUCAUCAAACACUUGAAAGUGAACUCCCAUAGCGCAGUCUAUGCUUGUGCCAUCUCCCCUCCCGUAGCCAGGCAGAUCAUCCACUCCAUGAAGAUCAUCAUGGGCAAAGAUGGAACUAACCUUGGUGAGAAACGUGUCCGACAGCUAGCUUGGAACGUCCGCUACUUCCGUCGCAGACUCCAAGACAUGGGCUUCAUUGUCUAUGGCAAUAAGGAUUCUCCAGUUGUGCCUAUGCUUGUGUUCUUACCAUCCAAAAUAGCUGCCUUCAAUAGAAUGGCCUUAGAGCGUGGUCUGGGGACUGUGGUGGUUGGAUUCCCAGCUACUCCUAUCAUUGAAUCUCGAGCCAGGUUCUGUCUGUCUGCCGCUCACACCAAAGAGAUGCUGGACAAAGCUUUGGACAUCAUCGACCAGCUGGGUGAUGAGCUGUGUCUGAAGUACUCCCGGCGCCCUCCUCGUCGUCAGUAUUCUGAGGACUCAAUCAAGCUCAUUGAGUAACUGCCUCUGCCACCCACCUUGCACUUCCAAGACUUCAACAAUGGCACCUCUGGACUGGCAUCUUGCCCAAGAUGCUGCAUGAAGAAGGACCAAGUCAACAGCUCAACAUCUACACAUCACUUCUCCAGGAGCUGGAUGGGGAUUUGUUUCAAUUACUUCAUACCAAAUGCCAAAAGCGUAUUUUUCUGUUCUCCACAGAUCAUGUCUUCACUGCAGAAUCAAAGUUUAUUUUCUAUAUUACCCUAUCCCUAUGAUGAACAUAUCUGUACAAGCAGUGGAGUGGGCCGUAUCAUCUCAACAGCUCACCUGCUUUUGUAGUUUCACUGAAGACUGUAUAGUAUACAUAGUAUACAAUAAAGGUAAUUCAAGUCUCAUAACUCAUGAGUACUGUGAAGUGAUGAUCUUUAACACCACAAAAGGUUCCCAAAUAUAACAACAUUGGCCGAUUUGUAUCCCAGAUUGCCUGAUUAGGAUUCUUGAGAUAAUGUGUUUGUGUUUCUGGGUAUAUUAGGCUGAAAAAAAUUAAAAGAAUUGGUUCUCAGGGCAAUGGCUUAUGAAAAUAUUGUGCGGGGGGUGGCUUUUACUUCUUCUUUUUUUGGUUGUGUACAAACUAGUAAGAAUCCAAAUCUGUAUAUGGGUAUAUGGCUGUGUUUCAGGCGAGUUUUUCAUAACUAGAAGUAGGGGGCUUUCAAGUGGUUUGGGGGGUCAUCUUAACAUAGGGUUGAAGAGUGUUUUAUGGUUUUUUCCCCCAUCAGUAAGACAUUACCGCGAGCACGUAACACCGGAAAUUCCAUGUCAACAAAUCUGUGCUGAAGUACGCAAAUUAAUCAUGUAAUUACACUGUAUUGGUUGUAAAAAGAGUUAAUUAUAUAUCUGGACUUAAGUUUUUAUUCUAUUUUAUUAAUUCUAUCCAAAUUUCAUUCAAUAUUGUUUCAAUUCAUUUUGGUAAAAUAGUAUGUGAAGUGAUCGGAAGAUCGCACAACUCACCACGAUCAUAUUACCGCUAUGGAUGCCUUGAAACAAACUUCAGUGGAAAGAUAAUGGAUAUAUUAAUACCAUACAUUGACUCUGCUGAAAGUCAUAUUUGUUGUAGUUUGACUAUUAUAUGUCAACAAAAGGUUUUCGCAAUCGUGGGCGCGGGAGCAUCAACUGUGAUUGCUCAAAGUGUUCCGUACAAAAAAAUAUCCAGAAUAGCGAUCAGCUGUACCAAAGUGCUACCCUUAUGGUUAUUAAUUUAUUUCACACAUGUAAAGUAAAGCUGCAACUAAAAUAACAUGAUAUUGGAAUAAAUUAUUCCUGAUAAAAUGAUAGUUUCAGUUACAAUUUUUCCGCUCAUGUAUCAAAAUUCUUUAAAGUUACAUUAUUUGGUAUUUUUUUAACGAAUCACCAUUAGAUUUCGAGAAACGUGUGUGCAGCUGAUUGCUACUUCCUUCUUAGUUUUCGAGAAAAUACACACGGUAAUCUUAAUCUAUGCAUAUAAAACCAUGCCAAUCAGAACAGGAUACACAAUUUAAUCGCUAAAUUAUCAUGUCUGGUGAUACUUUAUCUCAAAUUUCGUAUUUGUAUUGACCAAGUUUAUUAUAAUCUGUUCGUUUCCCUGAAUUUGCUGAAGGGAUGCGAUGUCAUUUUUUUCUGCGAAAGACAAACACAUGGUUUUUUUUGCAAAUGUAGGGAUUUUGUAUGUGCUGAUGACGUGCUUCAUUCCGGUUUGCUUUAUAGACUGGGUAUAUAAAUUAGCAUCAAUUUCCUGCUUAUUUUACGGGACAAAUACACAUGUAAAUCUUAUCCUCUGCGCAUGAAACAUUGUCCCGCAUACAAUACACAAAUACCAUUGAAUUUGUAAAUCAUCAUGUCUAGUGAUGUUUUAUCGCAAAUUUCAUGUUUUCAUUGACCAAAUUUGAAAACAGAUAAACAAGCACACAAACUCCUAUUGUCGCCAUGACCAUAACACAGGAGAUGUGCAAUAAAGCAGUGCGCAUGAAAAGGGAAGUAACUGCACACAUUGUUUUUAAGUAUUGUAGCAUUUUGCAGUUGGGGUCACAGAAUAUUUAAGGAUUUUAUAAAUAAUUUUUUUUUUAAAUAAAAACAAUACGUCUGGCAGACUUUAUGAUGAUGCGGCAGUGCCUGAGAACCAAGAAUUUUAAUUUUUUAGCCUUGGUAAAUGUUUAUGACUUUUAACUUUGGGAUAACCAUAAAAAAAUGGUAAAUCUAAACUGAAAAUACUAUUCAAAGUGGUGUUAAAACUCAACUGACUCACUCAAACUUCAGAUAUGUUAUCAUCAGACAAUUAUUGAAGCCUGUCAUUUUUGUAUAUCAAGAUCAUCAUUUGAUAUUUUUCUAUGACCAUGAAAGUUAGUCAAAUCCAAAGUCAAAAGUUAGUCAAAUGCUUUCUGUCCCCCAGUGUUCUUUGUUACCAAGGUGAUACUGUUUGUGAUCGGAAACCACAGUGCAGAGCAGCUACUGUUGCUGAUCUGCUGUUGUUGCUGUUCUGCUGCUGUUGCUAGUCGUUGCUGUGGUAGGAGAAACUGUUGAUGAAAAUGUUAAUGUCUUGACUAGUGCAAGGUGAUCUGUUUGUUCUGAUUCUGUUACUGAUAAACUGAUUCUAUUAAGAGUGGUGGCAUGGGGAUUAUUUUUGAUGCAGUGGCUAUUCAAGAUUACAUUAUUUUUCCCCAAUAUAUUACCGAUUCCCUCCACUGUUGCCAUGGUUACUGUAUAUUGUAGUCAGGGUACUCAACGUGUGUUAUUGUGUAUCACACAUGACUUUGCUAACUGCCAAUUGAAAUAAAAAUUAGACAUUAAUUAAGUUGGUUUACUUUUGUGUAUUAACGGGCACAGAUAUCUGUAUGUCAAUUUGUAAUGUAAAAUGUUUUGUAUUUACAAUAUUAAUCUUGUAUAUGUUUGUUGUUCCUACAGAUUGCAAGUUGUAACUAUAGUUUUGUAAAAAGUCAAUCCACAGCUUCCUGUUAUACUGUAGGUCAGGUGUAUGGUGCUUCCAGCUGGUUUUUCUUGUACAGCUUGCGCUGACUCCACAUCUCGUACUGCAAAGCCUUUAAACUGUAAGCCUUGUUACAGUAACAGACACAUUUCUUAUUUCUAUUAGGGGUCAACCAUUUCAUUUCAUUUCAUUUGGGUGUGGGGGGUGGCAGGAAGUUUUUGUUAAACUCAUCUGUUCCUGAAAAUGCUGGAAAAAUAAUAUUUUGCCCUCAUAAUUUACACACACAAAAUCAGUUGUGGAUCUCCCAAAAUUGUUUGGGGCAUGUUUUAGGCAUCAUGGGAUGUUUUAAACAUUGACUGAAAACAUUGUCUGAAACAACAAUCCCAGGCCCCUUAGAAUAUUAACAGGUUGGUCCCCAAAAUUGCUGUAUUUUUAGGGAUUAAAAGAACAUAAUAGAAACAUCAGUAACAGUUAAAAAUCUCCAAUACUGACUUCCUGUCUUGCUGUUUAUGUUUAUGAUGUUAAUAGGGAUUUUUCUGACGGCAUAUGUUGCCUAUUUCAUUUCUAUGAUGUAUAUAUGGCACACCAUUUCAAACAGCAUAACAGUUUUUUCUUUGACAUAAAAGACAUAUACUACAUAAAAUGGUUUGCAUUUGACUGAGUGGAUAUUUUAUUUUCAGUGGUGGUAACCUGCAACACUGCAAAAUGUUAUCCAUUGUCCAUGUAGAAUACAAAUUGAGCUGGCAAGGAACUCUUUCACUAUGCUAUCAGUUAGCAGGGAUUACAUUUACAACCCUCUGUCUGAUUUUGUUAGCAGACCUGGCAUGGACUCAAUGUAAACUUGCCUCACUUACAGUUGAUGUUGUUUAUUUCAGCUGCCUUACAACAGUGAUUGCUUAUUAAUUCCAUGGUCUCUAGAUUGUGCUUAUUUUGCCUGGCCUUCAAGCCAUGGUCAGUGUAGGGUGCCUGGGCUGAAAGGGUCUUGGUGACUACUAUCACAGCAUGUCUGUUGUGAAACCAACUUGUUAUAUGGCUUAUCGGAAAUUGUGACACGGUCGCCGUCUUUGAAAUUAUGACACUAAUGCUAUCUUUGAAAUUGUGAAAUCAGUGAAGCAAAAUUUGAAAAUGGUAACACUAACAGGUGUUUUUGUGUGUGUUUCUCAGCCUGAGAGAAUUAUGCUUUGAUAUUAACAGCUGACUGUCUCCAUGGGUUACACCCAUCCAUCUCAUUUUUUAUGAAAUCUAGAUUUUCAACUAAUUGAUAGACCAAACUUACAAGAAAGUUGUGUUUGGACCAAACACAAUCAAAACAAGUUCAUUGUACAUUCUAAUCCAGCGUCGGACAGUGUCCCUUAUGUUUUUUAGCUUGAAGUUUUAAGCGGAUGAGAUGCAGAUCCUGACCCCUGUCUUUAAUCAGUAUUUGUUAUUUGGUUGUGACUAUGUGCUUACACUUUCUUAAUUUUUAAGCACCUUUUCUUAUUCCUUUGAUUUUUAUUGAUUGUUUUACAGUACUGUGCAAUGUAACUGAUUUCUGAAGGGUUAUUCCUGUGGUGAUUGUAAACCUAUUUGGUUGUUGUGAUACAAGAAACUUCCGUACCACCAUACAAGCCUCGAGAUUAUGUUUUGAGCCAUUGCAGUAGGUGCCAAAAACUUUUCAGUCUACUAGACCGAACUUGGCACUUAUAGCACAUUUUAGUGUUAUCAUAUGGACCAAUUGUAACUGAGCGUGAAGAACGAACAGAAUUGAGUAUUUACUCACAUGUUACCACUUGCUUUGGGUAUUGAUAGCUCUCUUUUGGUAUUCAGUACAUUUUUACAAACUUGGGUCCAGUCUAUUGCAACUUGAAAGGCUACACUGGGUAAUUAUGCAUUUUGUUUUUGAAACUUUUCAUAAGAAUUUGUAAUCAAGCAACUCAAAAGUAAUUGGUAAUGUUUAUUUUGCAUAUUUUAUGCAAACAAAUAGGAGCUCCCGUAAAACUUAGCCCCAGGCUUAGUCAACUGCAGUCAGAUGUACAAUUUUAGCUUUCAUUUUUAUCCUGUUUCUAUUUUAGAUGUAGGGAGAACAUUUCCCAAAAUAUACAUUUAUGGCUCUGGUUUGAAUGUAAAUAUUGAGUGUUACACUAGAGGAAAUAAAAAAGGGGACAUCAAGUAAAACAAGAAUAAUCAAAUUACAUGUCUAGGACACAUAUUGGUGAUGCAGUGCAGAGACUGCUGCAUACCUGUCUGAAAGAGGACACAAGAAGUAAUGAGAACUAUUAAUGCAUUAUGGCCUUAUGGAGAAUCUUUCGAAUAUUCAAUAAAAAUGGCAAAUUGGAUGUUGCACCUUUACUGUUUGACAACUGUCUGUACCCAAAGGAAUGUAGGUAGAAUUCGUGUUAGUACCAGGGAACAUCUUUGCUUCUACAAUUAUUGCUUGUAUCAGAACAUGGUCUCUUGAGAGGGUUUGCCUGUCCCAAUCUGUAUCCCAACUUUAGUGAAUCACGAAAGCCCUAGUAAUGAUGUUGUGUUUGAGUUAUGACAUUUAUAAAGGAUGACAAUCAUUGUCUGUCUAGCAGAAAUGGUGCCUCCUAUUCAGGGUUAUGUUUAACUCAAUACUUGUUACCAUGGUUACCUGUUAGUGAGCUAUUACAGGGUUGUGGACAGCCCUUUGUGUUAUUACAUAUAACAGUAUCAUAAGAAAUCUAAUCAUACAAUAUUUGUUAAAUCUUAGUUGAAAUUUAUGUAAUUAUUGUGAACUGUAUAUGUUGUCUGUAUGUUAUCUCUAGGCAGGAUGAAUAACUGUUUCUGUACAGAAAUGAAGUUAGGUCAGAAAAUCAAUAUUUCUAAUUUAUUCAAUGGGUAAUUUCAGUCCCCCAAAACACAAGGUUAAGUUAAAUUAUUUGAGGUUAUUUAAGAAUAUUUUGGUUUUAUGCGUUAUUCAUUACAAAUAUAGGAUAAACAUUUUGAUUGGUGGCUUGGGGUGGAUAAGUGUAGUAUUCUGAUCAAAACAAUCAGGUCUGCUCUUUAUAAAUAAUUAUCCCACACCUGAGUGACCUACAUUUCUGUUGGAAAGAUUGGAUCUUUUUGUGCUAUGUGCUCUCUUCAGUACAAGUGAGUUGAAUAUGUUUUGUGUACAAAUUAUUCAUAUAUCUCAAAAAUUUAUAUUGUGCCUGUGUUCUCAAAACAGUGUCUUUUGAUCCUUAAAUCCAGCUAUACAUAUGUAAUGUAUUUUUUUGGUGGCAAUGAACAAGUUUUAUCUCCUUAGUUGUCUCCCCUGCCAGGCUACAUCCACAAGGUAAAUUUCGAGAUAUCAAACUGAGAAAACCUGCAUAAUCUUUAUAAUCUUGUUCUCCUAGUUUUAAUUGACUUUUGUUAUUAGUACAUACAGAUUGUGUCCAGUUAUUUUUAUGUUGUCAAGGAAACAACAUAUUCAUGUAUUUUAUGUAUUUAUUCUUUGAAGUUGCCUACAUUAUGUAACAACAUAUUAUUUGUUAAUACUGAGAUGCCAGUAAUAUUUGUUUUCCACCAUUCACAUGAUAUUGCCUGUGAUGGGCAUAUGUAAGCUGACAAUUCAUAGUGGAAGUGACUUAACACAGUUGUAAGCAUAUAACAGUGUUUGAAAUUCACAUCAAUUUCAGCCUGACAGUAAGAAUGACAAGUCUAAUAAAUUGCUAUUCCGGUUAAGCAGUUGCCAUUCCAGACUGCUAUUACACUGGACUGAACAAUAAAGACAUACUACAGAUGAGAAUAACUGAGAUCCUGCAUCAUUAAUCUAUACAUGGAAUAAAGAUUACGGUUUUCUGCAAUAUUUGAUAUCAAGUCAUUAUCAAAAUGCCACUCCUGGUGCAAGUUCAUGUCCUUUAUAUUAUUAUCUAAAUCUAACAACCAAAAAAUUUGCCAUACCCUGGGACAGGCAGGUUAAAAAAGGCCCAUCUCGGAUUGUCGCUCAAGUGAUGUUUAAUAUUUUUAAAGUUAUAACACACCAUUAAGAAAAUGUCACAUUUUUAUCACUGGGCCUCUUUUCACAAAACUUCCACUUCUUUAUUGUAAUCUAACUGUCGUCAUAGCAAUUCAACUUAUCCUGGUUUACCAGUAGUUUCGUCUGUUUAUGGAUUGUCUUCGUUAAUGUGCCAAAGAGUAGAACAAAACAUUAAAAAAAAUUAUCAAUGUUGUCAGGGUUCAUGAGAUUUAAGCCAGUUCAAUUUAUAGGUUAAACAAUUAAAAUAAUGUUUUCUAUUUCUUUUGUAACAGCAUGUUUGUUACCAAUUGAAACAAUGUUCUCAAAUUUCACCAGAGUACAAACAAGUUUUAAAGUUAUAUUAACAACAGCAUAUUUCUUGUCAAUUGAAAUACCCGGUAAAGUAUUCACCAGAAUACAAAUUUACAAACAUUUUUUUUUUUUUUUUUACGACAGCAUAUUAUUGUUACAUAUCUUUGUUAUCGAGUUGCAUAUCUUGUCUAUAUCAGUAUAUUUACACAUGUUGCAACAAGUUUCUCUCUGUGGACCAAUGUGUCCGUGUAUCAGUGAGUACGUUCUUUAACUUACAAACAUGAUCAAACAAAUAGGACUAUCAGCUUCACUAUCGUUCUUGUGGAAACAAUUCCAGUUUUUGUUUUGUACUUUUUUACUUGGUUUCUCUUGUUAUCUUCAAUGCCACUUGUUCUUCAUAAUAAACUGUAUACAAAAUGA